UAAUAAAAUUUGGAGUGUGAGUGUUAAUGGUAACCUAGGUGAAAGAUUUGGAAAAGCAAGUGAUGAAGCAAAAAGAAGUUGGAGUGAUGUACAAGAGAAGAAUGGAAAGAACACAAGACUACCUAAGAUACUGUCUUCAGACAGCACAAGAAAAUGGAAUGUUGGACAUCAUUCUCAGCUGCAAUGGAGAAUUUCAACCAUCUCCACUCUCUCUUCACUCCAUUACCAGCCCUCAAGCUCAUGCCCACCACCCCAAUCUGGCACCCAUUAUUCAUCAAGCUAAAACCAAUGGCUGGUACAUUCAUCCAAAUGAGAUUGAAUUGGAAGAAAAAAUUGGGGAAGGAAGCACCGCAGAGAUUCACAGGGGAACAUGGCGUGGAUUUGAGGUCGCUGUGAAGUGCAUAUCGCAAGAAUUUUUCCGUACAAAUGAAAACGGCGUCGUUUACUUCUCCCAGGAACUCGAAACGCUGUCGCGCCAGCGCCACAGGUUCGUGCUUCAGCUCAUGGGCGCGUGCAUCCAGCCUCCACAGCACGCGUGGGUGGUCACCGAGUACCUCAGCACCACGCUGAAGGAGUGGCUCCAUGGGCCUGGGAACCGGCGCAGGGAGAGGAUGGUGCCACUUCCACCCUUGCAGGAGAGAGUGGGCCGGGCCUUGGAAAUAGCCCAAGCUAUGCAGUACCUGCACGAGCAAAAGCCCAAACUCGUUCACCGCGACUUGAAGCCCAGCAACAUUUUUCUUGAUGACGCCCUGCACGUUAGAGUAGCGGACUUCGGCCACGCACGGUUCUUGGGUGACGAAGAAAUGGCCCUCACCGGAGAAACAGGAACAUACGUUUACAUGGCACCCGAGGUAAUCCGUUGUGAACCUUACAAUGAAAGUUGCGAUGUGUACAGUUUUGGGAUCAUACUGAACGAGCUACUAACUGGGAAUUACCCUUAUGUUGAGACAGAGUAUGGUCCCACCAAGAUUGCCAUGGAAGUUGUGGAGGGUAAGCUUCGACCUAAGCUUCCAUGUGAUGAUGAUGUUGAUGAAGUGGGAGAGCUUAUUGACCUUAUUUGUCUUUGUUGGCACCAAAAUCCAACUACUCGUCCAUCCUUUGCAACAAUCACUCUUUCUCUCAAAACUUAUGUUAACAACAAUCUCAUUUAAUCUGUCAUACACUUCAUCACACCAGUUAAUAAACAGAGUAUAAAUAGCUUAUAUUCAUGGUGGAUUCUAUACAUUAAUUUAAUUGUGUUAUCGAUUUAUUUGAAAUUCUGUAACAUUUAUUUGAUUAAUAUACACACGCAUAUAUAUAAUUUCCAAAAUUUAAACCCACAAAAAAAGUAGCUUAACAUAUGACAAAAACAUAGCACUCGAACUUAAUAUUUUCCGAAAAUUCCAUGCUACCCAACAAUGUUUUAUCCUCUUUGAUCGACCACAAAGCCACAUCCUUUGAGACCUUAAACUAUCCAAGUGAUCAAUCCCAAAUAACCCUAUCUUCAAUCCAAGGUACAAAACCUGCCACGUCAUCACAA
Molecule: messenger RNA, 1519 nt
Organism: Vigna unguiculata (cowpea)
Lineage: Eukaryota; Viridiplantae; Streptophyta; Magnoliopsida; Fabales; Fabaceae
Product: serine/threonine-protein kinase STY17-like
Biological process (GO): protein phosphorylation
Molecular function (GO): ATP binding; protein serine/threonine kinase activity
Source: RefSeq, a predicted model, not a curated record